AUGCUCUUUGCGGAACAGUCUUCAGAUUCACUUGCUUUAAAUGAUUCAUCCUUUGUUCUGUGUCUGCAUGACGUGUCCAGGUCUCGCAGGAGUUCAUCGGUUGUGGAUAAUGCUUGGAUGACUGAUGAUGCUGAUGUGAUUAUAGCCCUCACCCAGUUAUGCUGGGCUGUUCCGGUGCCGAAGAAAGACCGGAAGGCGAAUGAAAUUAUCGUGAUGGAACCAUGGAGCAAGCAUUUAACGAGGCUAGGCGAGGACUCGAAGUAUUUACAGAACAACAUUAGCUGUAUGAUAGAUGAACAAUGUAAUACACCCAUCUUACCAUACAAACCGGGAAAACUUAGCAAAGGACCAAAGGGAAGCAGCGGAAAAGAAUACGUUAAAAAGAUCGUUGAUUACCUUAAGAAAUUUCAAAAGGUGUUCUUAACAAUCGAAGACAGUAUGAAGAACUUGCCCGCAUCUGACAAGAUAAUGGAAUUGCAGACCUUAACGAAUCCUUUAGUGAACGACGUCGAUUCGGUUCUUAAAAUAAACGGAGUCAAAGGCGUCAAGGGCGGGAAAAAUAAGAAAAUCAAAGGACUGUCGGACUUAUUCCCAGAGUAUUUUACAACUCUUAAGGAUUUUGAUUCAUUCCUUGAAAAUGUCAUGUCGAUAUUAAGUCUUGAGUGAUUCUGUUAUAAGAUGCCGUAAUAGAAAGUUGUUACAAAAUGUGUGUGUAAACAUAAGAACCGUUUUUAUAUUUUAUUUGCAAAUAGAAUGGUAUUCACGCAUUGGUAGCCUACAUAUUGAUA
Molecule: messenger RNA, 788 nt
Organism: Dreissena polymorpha
Lineage: Eukaryota; Metazoa; Mollusca; Bivalvia; Myida; Dreissenidae
Exons: 5
Coding region: 1-666 (221 amino acids)
Source: RefSeq, a predicted model, not a curated record